UUAAUGUUGUUCAACCCCACUCGACAGAAAAAAAAACUCCACAACUCCUUUUGGUCCACACGUAAAUGGAGAUUUUGCGUACAAAGUCUUCCACUAGUGAUUUCUUUUUUAGUAAGUAGGGUCUACCACUGUUGUUCAUACACUUAUAAUAUCCCCCCCUUGUAUGGUGAUCAGCUUAGAGGUUACUUUUAGGUAUGGCGUUUGCAGAGGGGAUACCAGGUGAAAGAGGGCAAUACAAUGGCAAGGUUACCCUGCUUGUUGUCCUCUCAUGUGUGGUGGCUGCCUCGGGGGGACUUAUCUUUGGUUAUGAUCUUGGAGUUUCAGGGGGAGUAACCUCUAUGGACCCUUUCCUCAAAAAAUUCUUCCCGUAUGUGUAUCGAAGGAUGAAAGAAGGUACCAAGAUUAGCAAUUACUGCAAAUUUGAUAGCCAACUGUUGACCUUGUUUACAUCUUCACUCUACCUAUCUGGCCUUGUUUCUUCUUUAUUUGCAUCUACUGUGACUCGAGUCUUUGGACGAAAGGCGUCGAUGCUUGUAGCAGGGGUUGCUGUCCUUAUUGGUUCAGCCCUUGGUGGCGCUGCUUCUAAUCUCUACAUGCUUGUAUUUGGUCGUCUUUUUCUUGGAAUUGGACUUGGAUUUGGCAACCAGUCGAUCCCACUCUAUAUCUCUGAAAUGGCGUUACCUAAACACAGAGGAGCAAUGAAUAUUAUCUUUGACACUGGAGUUGGCAUCGGAGUACUAAUAGCUAAUAUCAUCAACUUUUGCACUGAAAAGAUUGACGGCGGUUGGGGCUGGCGUAUCUCCCUAUCCAUGGCUGCAGUUCCAGCAUCAAUCCUGACUAUAGGUGCAAUUAUUCUUCCUGACACACCAAACAGCUUGAUUCAGAAAGACAAUAACCUGGAAAAGGCCACACGUGUGCUUCAGCGUAUAAGAGGCACCAAUGAUGUUCAACGAGAACUCGAUGAUCUCCUCAAAGCAAGCUCUAUUUCAAAAACAACCAAAGACCCAUUCAAGAAAAUCCUACAAAGAAAGUAUAGGCCUCAACUGGUAAUGGCAGCAGCAAUACCAUUUUUCGCACAAAUGACAGGGAUUAAUGUCAUUACAUUCUAUGCUCCAAUACUAUUCAGGACAAUUGGUCUUCGUGAAAGUUCUUCACUCUUGUCUGCAGUUGUGAUUCGUUGUUUCAACGUUGGCUGUACAUUCAUAUCUAUGUUUGUAGUCGAUAAGCAAGGUCGAAGAGUACUGUUUAUGCUUGGUGGAAUUCAAAUGCUUGCAACACAAGUAACAAUUGGAGGGUUUAUGACAGCUUUAUUAGGUGAUCAUGGUGGAUUGAGCAAGGCGAGUGCUUAUGUGGUUCUAGUUUUGAUAUGUAUAUACAUUUCUGGGUUUGGGUUAUCUUGGGGUCCCUUGGGAUGGUUAGUCCCUAGUGAGAUUUAUCCAUUAGAGGUUCGAUCAGCUGGCCAAAGUAUUACAGUAGCAGUCAGCUUUUUCUUCUGUUUUCUUAUUGGACAAACUUUUCUAGCUAUGCUUUGCCACAUGAAGGCAGGGAUUUUCUUCUUUUUCGGAGGAUGGGUGGCUCUGAUGACCCUAUUUAUAUACUUCUUCUUGCCGGAGACCAAGAACGUACCAAUCGAGAAAGUGGAACAAUUGUGGAAAGAACACUGGUUUUGGAAAAGAUUUGUGGGAGAUGAAGUUGAUGACAGUAUUUACAAGCUAGACAAAUGAUAAUUAAGGUUUCAUUUGUAACAUAUUUUACUCUUCUUCUUUUUCUUUUGCCCAAAAAAGGGUUAUUUAAAUUACCAAAACAUCGUUGCUUAGUGAGACAGGAUCAAGUGAUUAGAUGUGUCUAUGUUUAUCAAGUUUGUUGAACAUGUAUUAAACAUAAAACCAUUAAAAUUCACUGUCUUAGCUUUGAUA
Messenger RNA from Gossypium raimondii (Peruvian cotton), 1916 nucleotides. RefSeq names its product hexose carrier protein HEX6. Gene Ontology annotation, biological process: monosaccharide transmembrane transport. The record is from RefSeq and is a predicted model, not a curated record. The transcript has 3 exons. Gene Ontology annotation, molecular function: monosaccharide transmembrane transporter activity. Gene Ontology annotation, cellular component: membrane. Bases 195 to 1724 code for a protein of 509 amino acids. NCBI's taxonomy places the organism in Eukaryota, Viridiplantae, Streptophyta, Magnoliopsida, Malvales, Malvaceae.